Messenger RNA from Saccharomyces kudriavzevii IFO 1802, 1083 nucleotides. RefSeq names its product centromere-binding protein CNN1 (gene CNN1). Bases 1 to 1083 code for a protein of 360 amino acids. The record is from RefSeq and is a predicted model, not a curated record. The transcript has a single exon. Lineage: Eukaryota; Fungi; Ascomycota; Saccharomycetes; Saccharomycetales; Saccharomycetaceae.
AUGAGCACCCCAAGGAAGACCGCUGGAGAAAGCGAAGAUGCAGAAGUGUCAGAGAUCAGAACCCCUUUCCGAGAGAGAGCCCUUGAAGAGCAGCGCCUAAAGGACGAGAUACUGAUCAGGAGCACGCCAGGUUAUAGAAAGCUGUUAUCUACAUCUGUCAAGUCUCAUGAUAUUCUCAAUAAAGACCCUAGCGAAGUACGAAGUUUUUUGCAUGAUUUAAGUCAGGUACUAGCACGCAAAUCGCAAGGUGACGAUACAAAUGCUAACGAGACUCGAGCACGGAACCUGAUCGAUGAACUAACGUACGAGGAGAACCGAAUAGAGGAAGAUGACUUUCUUCAGGAUAGUGGUGGCAAAACUACAGAUAGUACGAUUAACGAUGAAACAAAGUCUGGUUACACUUCAUUAUCACAGACCGUUUUUGCACAAUUGCAAGAGAGAGAUAAAGGCAUGAAAAGCAGGAAAGUCGACCCCAUCGUUAUACAAGAUGCUCCAAUGGCCGAAGAAGAGGGCAAAUCUAUAGUACAACCUUCAGAGAGUGCUAACGAUAUCUCCAUGGAGGUUUUGGACGCAUCACCAAGUCGUGAAAGGAAUGAGACCGAUGAGUCAUCGAUAUAUGGACCCGAGCCAAUUGUCACAACGCAACGAGAAGAACAACUGUCUGAUCCCUCAUUGGCGGACACAGGAGAAGAAGAAGAAGAAGAAGAAGAAGAAUAUUCAUUAGUGAAUGUCAAUGACGAGGACUUGCAUGCUAUGGAAAACGACCCUGUACAUUCAAAUGUUCCUGUGGUCAGGCAUGCCUCUGUAAAACCGCUACAAACAAUGGACUUGAAGCAUUUAACAAGGCAAUUUUUGAAUGAAAAUGACAUAAUAUUACCAAAGCAAACGUGGUCCACCUUACAGGAAGAGUCUUUGAACAUCAUGGACUUUUUGAAACAAAGAAUUGGCACAUUGCAAAAGCAAGAUCUUGUAGAUUCGUUCAUUGAUAUGGGAAUUAUUCAAGAUGUCGAUGAUAUGUUCGAGCUCGUACACGAAUUGCUUCCCUUGGAACUCCAAUCGAGGCUUGAAACUUACUUAUUUUAA